AUGACCCUCUACUAUACUAUGUGCUUUGGGCUCCUCAUGAGCGAGAUUGGCCUCUUUGGAGCCAUCAUCGCUCCCAUGCCCUUUGCCAUGCGCAAGCGCAUGAUGCACUUCCUGAGCGAGAACCCCAUUGUCGCCAAGAUCCAGUACGCUCUCAAGAUCACCUUCAUCUUUGUGGCGGUCCUCUUCAUCGAUGCGCUCCAGCGCAUGGUGCGUAUUGCCCAGGAGGGUGCGGCCGCCAAGGCCAAGGUUGAGAUGGCCGAUGUUCGCGCCGAGACCACCUACGCCGCCCGCCGUUUCUACGCCCAGCGUAAUCUCUACCUCACUGGCGCGACCCUGUUCCUGUCGCUCAUCCUCUCGCGCGUCUUCUACAUUCUCCUCGACUUUAUCAACGUCCAGGAGGAGUACAACACCCUCCAGGCCAAGACCGCCAAGGGCUCGGGUGUCGUUGGCGAGAACGAGGAGCUGCGCAAGCGCGUCAAGGAGCUCGAGGGCCAGGUCAAGACCUACCAGGCCGCCGACCGCGACUUUGAGACCCUCAAGAAGCAGGCCGACCAGCAGGCGUCCGAGUACAACCGCCUCGCCGACGAGCACAUCAAGGCCACCGGCGCCUUCUCCAACAAGAAGGCAGACUAG
Messenger RNA from Apiotrichum porosum, 633 nucleotides. RefSeq lists its product as uncharacterized. Gene Ontology annotation, cellular component: endoplasmic reticulum; endoplasmic reticulum membrane. Bases 1 to 633 code for a protein of 210 amino acids. Lineage: Eukaryota; Fungi; Basidiomycota; Tremellomycetes; Trichosporonales; Trichosporonaceae. The transcript is spliced from 9 exons. Gene Ontology annotation, biological process: intracellular protein transport; endoplasmic reticulum to Golgi vesicle-mediated transport. The record is from RefSeq and is a predicted model, not a curated record.